Molecule: messenger RNA, 306 nt
Organism: Adineta steineri
Lineage: Eukaryota; Metazoa; Rotifera; Eurotatoria; Adinetida; Adinetidae
Source: the annotation of a GenBank genome assembly
AUGAGUAAUACAUUUGAUCAAGAUUUUUGUCCAGCAUGUGGAACGAUAUUACCAUUACCGGAUGGAUCAACAAUUAUUCAAUGUUUAUUAUGUAGGAAAAUUCAAGAUGUAUCAGUAUUUCAUGGAACACAAUCAACGGUUAAUGUUGAUUUUCAUAAUGAUAAUGAUGAAAGAAAAGAAUCAGAUAGUGGUGAAGCUACCGAAGGAACAUUGAUUGAACGAAAAUGUCCUCGUUGUGGACAUGAUGAAAUGUCAUUUACGACUAGACAAUUACGAUCAGCUGAUGGUAAUCUAUUAGACCUUUAA